Messenger RNA from Durio zibethinus, 1556 nucleotides. RefSeq lists its product as uncharacterized. Gene Ontology annotation, cellular component: endoplasmic reticulum membrane. Lineage: Eukaryota; Viridiplantae; Streptophyta; Magnoliopsida; Malvales; Malvaceae. Gene Ontology annotation, biological process: fatty acid elongation, monounsaturated fatty acid; fatty acid elongation, polyunsaturated fatty acid; fatty acid elongation, saturated fatty acid. Gene Ontology annotation, molecular function: fatty acid elongase activity. The record is from RefSeq and is a predicted model, not a curated record.
AAAUGUUUAUUAGUGCACGAAUAUAAUGCAAUUGGAAUUGAUUGAUCAAUGUUCCGGCUAGAUAUGAUCAUGUACAACCAGAUAAAAAAAAAAAUCCAUCAGUAACUUUUCAGUGCUUAAAAAAGCAAUGCCAUUAGCGUUUGUCUCACACCAUUUCUCUCCCAAUCCCCCAUUCUCUCACCCUCUUGAAGCUUGGCAGACCCCACCACCUAGAAGAGUUGCAAGGGAAAGAAAUGGAACUUCCCUUUUUCCCUGCCCUUUUCUCAACUGUUAAAAGCUUGGUUGUGAAACAACCCUUUUUCCCAACCUUGGAGGAUUGGUUAGUGAAUCAUCCGAAAAUCCUAGAGUUUUCAUGGAUUAAUGGCCAAACUCCAGCCUCCUCUCAACGCUUCCUUACCCUCACUGUAUUCUCUUACAUAUCCUUCACGUUCAUUCUCUCCCAAGUAUCUCGACCUUUCCUUGCACGUCCAGUCCUGAAAUCUAUCUCAGCCGUCCACAACAUAUUCCUCCUCACCCUAUCUUUCAUCAUGGCCCUUGGAUGCCUCGUUUCAAUCUUUUCACAGGUGCCAAACUUCAACACCCUCGUUUGCUUCCCUAAGCGCACAUCACCAUCGGGACCUCUCUUUUUCUGGGCCUAUAUAUUCUACCUGUCAAAGAUUGUUGAAUUCAUGGAUACCCUUUUGAUCAUCCUCGGCAACUCCAUGAAAAGGCUAUCGUUUCUUCACGUAUACCAUCACUUUAUGGUCGUGAUCAUGUGUUACUUGUGCUUAGACAGUGUUCAAUCUUCCUUCUCGAUGGUGUUGGUUACCAACUGCAUAGUGCAUGUUGUAAUGUAUACUUACUACUUGAUGUGCACCCUGGGAAUGCGCCCAAAAUGGAAGAAAAUGGUUACAGAUUUCCAACUUUUGCAGUUCUGGGCAAGCUUUUUGAUCAUGGCUAUGCUUGUCUUCUACCAUUUCACUGGGUCUGGGUGCUCUGGGAUUUUGAGUUGGUGCUUCAAUGCUGUCUUCAUCGUUUCUCUUUUGUUCUUGUUCUCAGACUUCCAUGCUAAGAGUUACUCUCCCAAGGUCAAGGGUAACUAAAUUAAUUUAGGUGUACAUUUCUUUUCCAUUUUUAUACUUAAUCUUUGAGGGUGAUGAUUCAGUUCAAGAAAAAACAAAUAUGCACAUUGCCAAAGGUGCACUGUCACAAUUGUUCACCAUGUAUCUUCUUUUCUUCUGAAUAAUUGUUCAGUACCAUGUAUCUUAAUUUCAAUUCAAGAGUUUGAAUAUUAUUAAUUAUUACUAAUUAAACUUGGGAAAUAUUAUUAGAUCAUAUGCUUUAAGUCAUGAUUAAACAUUGCAUGUUCAUGUUCAUGUUCAUUUUCAUUAUCACAAGCAAUUCUUGUGUUAGCCAUAUAUGUGAUUAAACAGUACUGCAAAUGCAUGUUCAAUGCUCAUAUAUGAAAGGAAACGGAAAAAUAUUGCAAAAUGAAAAUCGAAUAUUUGUCAAGAUACUCCGCCUGACGAGAAAAGCUGGAAAUGUCGUUGGUGUUGCACUUACCAUUAAAUAUGGUA